AAUCUAUUGUUAUUUAAAAAUGACUGCCGUCGGCUUCCGAAGCGGCUGUCUUUAUCUUUAAUUAACCGGUUUAUUACUAUUUUUUUCCUUACUCUAUUGGAAUUACCUUUAUUUCUGGACUUUUGUGUUACCCUCUCGAACAGCUUGGCUGUAUUGUAAAAAGCUAAGUGUGGAAAGACUUCUUUUUUUUUUUUAAAUUCCAUCCAUUGAAGUAACGUUAACGUUCAUCACAUACAAAGCAUAUGUAUAUAUAAAUAUAUAUAUGUAUAUAUAUAUAAAUAUACAUAUAGCUAACUCGGCAUUCUCUGUUUCCUGACUGUCACGCUGUUUGCAAAAUACACAGAUCAUUAUUGCCUUUUGUUAAAAAUUUGUUUACUCCGUUCCUGAUUACAAAAUGACUUCUAUUGUUAAAUUACAAGUGUUUUCUGGUGCUUACGAUGAAUCCCCUCCCUGUUACCUCCUGCAGGUUGACGAGUUCCGUUUUCUUUUGGAUUGUGGCUGGAACGAAGAUUUUAACAUGACAUACAUCCGCGAACUGAAGCGGCAUGCCCACCUCAUCGAUGCUGUUCUCUUGACCUACCCCGAUCACAAUCAUCUUGGGGCUCUGCCGUACAUGGUCGGAAAAUGCGGUCUUACUUGUCCCGUUUACGCCACGAUUCCCGUUUAUAAAAUGGGACAGAUGUUUAUGUAUGAUCUAUACCAGUCGAGGCAUAACAACGAGGAGUUCAAUAUAUUUACCUUAGAUGAUAUCGAUGCAGCGUUUGAUAAAAUCACUCAGCUGAAAUACAGCCAGACCGUGAAUUUGAAAGGAAAAGGUCAAGGUUUACAAAUAACACCUCUGCCCGCUGGUCACAUGAUUGGCGGCACGAUAUGGAAAAUAGUAAAAGAUGGAGACGAAGAAGAAAUUGUCUAUGCUGUUGAUUAUAACCACAAAAAAGAGCGGCACUUGAACGGUUGUGUCUUGGAGAGUAUCAAUCGACCCUCACUUUUGAUUACAGACUCCUUGAAUUCCACUUAUACUCAGUCUCGGCGGCGUCUGCGAGAUGAACAACUCAUGACUACCAUUUUGUCGACCAUGAGGAAUAACGGUAACGUUUUGGUGGCUGUAGACACAUCAGGCCGUGUUCUGGAACUGGCUCAGCUUCUUGACCAAAUGUGGCGUAGUCCCGAUUCUGGACUGUCCACCUAUUCUUUAGCUCUUUUAAAUAACGUGAGCUUCAAUGUGGUUGAGUUUGCGAAGUCACAGGUGGAGUGGAUGAGCGAUAAAAUCAUGCGUGCUUUUGAAGACCACCGCAACAACCCUUUCCAUUUUAAACAUCUCAAGUUGUGUCACAAUCUUGCAGAGUUAUCCAAAGUGAUGGAACCUAAAGUUGUUUUAGCCAGCAUGCCAGACCUCCAGUGUGGCUUUGCUCGAGAUCUCUUCAUGGGAUGGUGUGGUAACGCCAAGAACAGCAUCAUUCUAACAUGCCGUACUUCAAUAGGCACAUUGGCACGGUGGCUUAUUGAUCACCCGAAAGACAAAACGGUGACUGUUGAAAUGAGGCGCCGUGUGAAAUUAGAAGGAAGUGAAUUGGAGGAAUACCUGAAGAAAAAACAAGAGAAGGAAGCAGAAGAACGACUCAAAACUAAACAAGCCAAGCGUGAGGCAGAAGACAUGGAAUCAAGCGAUGAUAGCGAUCUGGAAAUGGAAGUGGAGGGGUCCAGCAACAUCACGAAAGCUAAACAUGAUCUCAUGAUGAAAAGUGACCGAAACUCUCGGUCAGGUUUUUUCAAACAAGCAAAGAAAGCUUACCCAAUGUUCCCGUUUUAUGAAGAAAGACUCAAGUGGGAUGAAUGCGGUGAAAUUAUUCGAACUGAGGAUUAUAUGAUAUUAGAUCUGCCUCCUGCUGAUGAAGAAGUCACACAAGAAAAAUCUGUUCCGGAAGAUGAAGCCAUGCAGGACAUGUCUGAAGUACCAACCAAAUGUGUGUCGUCUACGAUAACAUUGGAAAUCCAUGCCAAUGUAAAAUACAUUGAUUUCGAGGGUCGAUCGGAUGGUGAGUCAAUUCGUAAAAUCAUAACACAGAUUAAACCACGCCAGUUAAUCCUAAUCCAUGGCAGACCAGAUCCCACGGAGAGUUUGGAAGAGUUCUGUUUAAGUAGUGGUUGCUUGUCUCAAACUCGUAUAUUUGCUCCACAUGUCGGUGACAUUGUUGAUGCCACUCGAGAGAGCCAUAUUUAUCAGGUGAAGUUAAAGGACUACGUAGUGUCGGCACUGACAUUUUCUCGUGCUCGAGAUGCUGAGCUGGCUUGGAUCGAGGGCCAGUUGGACUUGAAAGAAGCCAAAACAGACACAAGUGCACGUUACGAACCGGAAGAAACAGAACCCGCAGCAGAAGAAUUAGAAAAGAAGAAAUUAAUGGAUCUGUUUAAAAGAGAAGACAAUGUAGAUGCAGAAAAGGAGGAAGAAGAAGCUCACAUCCAUGUUCCAACGCUCGAAGCUCUUCCGAGUAACAAACAACCAGGACACACACCGGUAUUUAUCAAUGAACCCAAACUUUCAGAUCUGAAGAUGUUCUUUCUACAAGCUGGGAUCCAGGCAGAGUUCACAGCUGGGGUUCUUAUCUGUAAUAACAAAGUUGCUAUUAGAAAGAAUGAGGCUGGCAAAUUACAGCUGGAAGGGGCUUUGUGCCCAGACUAUUUUGUAAUUCGGGACCUUGUCUACCAGCAAUAUGCUAUUGUAUGAUAUUUUUUUCUCAUUUGUUUUGUUAAUUGUUUCUAUCUUCAUUUUCCUGGACAGAUACUUCAGUAACAACAACAACAUCUACAACAAUAAUAAUAAAAUACCAAAAAGUGCCAAAGUGA
Molecule: messenger RNA, 2844 nt
Organism: Octopus bimaculoides (California two-spot octopus)
Lineage: Eukaryota; Metazoa; Mollusca; Cephalopoda; Octopoda; Octopodidae
Product: cleavage and polyadenylation specificity factor subunit 2
Biological process (GO): mRNA 3'-end processing by stem-loop binding and cleavage
Cellular component (GO): mRNA cleavage and polyadenylation specificity factor complex
Molecular function (GO): RNA binding
Source: RefSeq, a predicted model, not a curated record